AGUCAAUGGUACCAUCUUGGGACUGGAAGAGUUUCUCUGCCUGGAAGACAGCUUCAUCCUGUUCUCAUUACAGAUAGUGGCCAAUCUAUCUGGUUGCAAGGCUGUGAACUCUGAGGCCCUGUUGUCCUGCCUAAGAGGCAAGAGUGAAGCAGAGAUUCUGGAGAUUAAUAAGGUCUUCAAGAUCAUCCCUGCUGUGGUGGAUGGAGAGUUCCUACCCAAGCAUCCUCAGGAGCUGCUGGCCUCUGCUGAUUUUCACCGUAUCCCCAGCAUCAUUGGUGUCAACAAUGAUGAGUAUGGUUGGAUUCUUCCUACGAUCAUGGACUCAGAUCAAAAAAUAGAAGAAAUAACCAGAAAGACCCUGCCAGAUAUUCUAAAGAGCACAGCCCUAAAAAUG
Molecule: messenger RNA, 394 nt
Organism: Grammomys surdaster
Lineage: Eukaryota; Metazoa; Chordata; Mammalia; Rodentia; Muridae
Product: pyrethroid hydrolase Ces2e-like
Exons: 3
Cellular component (GO): intracellular membrane-bounded organelle
Molecular function (GO): carboxylic ester hydrolase activity
Source: RefSeq, a predicted model, not a curated record